Molecule: messenger RNA, 273 nt
Organism: Stylonychia lemnae
Lineage: Eukaryota; Ciliophora; Spirotrichea; Sporadotrichida; Oxytrichidae
Source: the annotation of a GenBank genome assembly
AUGGACUAAAAUUAAUGGAGCAAAAAAGACUAGCAAAAUUUGGACAAAGAUCUCAACUAACUGGUGGAUAUGCUUCUUGAUAUAGUUGUCCCUCAAAUGAAAUUAGAAGCAUAUAUGUGCACAGAGGUGAAAGAGCAGAUUAUUGCAUCUGUUUUUGAGAUAUUCUACAGAUCAGCCAAGAACAUUCAUUUUGAUGAAGGCAAAAGAUCAGUUGACUCAGAGGUAGCUAUCAAUGCAGUAAUAAAUGCCUUGGAGGAUAUUAUCAAGCAAUGA